GUGUUCACGGGUUGUGCGACACAACGAUUAUCUGGUGACGGAGAUUGAGAUAGAAGAUGGUAGGUUUUUCCGAUCCCAAACAGAGAAUGAUGGCCAUCUCAAGGGUCCUCGACAUUCCUGACGGGCCACGGCGCCACUGCGGUUGACACACGACGAACUGUCGUCUUAGUAUGACCUGCAUUUCGUUCUGAGUAUUGAGAACGACACAGCUCCGCGGACCAUCUUGCGAAUAUCAGACGAAAUCGAGCAUGUGUUCGAUACCGUAACAGCCACAGGCUACGUGGGUGCUGUCCAGACUUGGUGCCAUGACUGGCAUGUGGCCUACCAUCUGCACUUACUCGCAUCGAUAUCGAUGGCGACGGGAUUCGCCAGCAGCAAGGCCUGCUGCCGACAUCGAGCUUGGCACUCCCUUCACGAACCCCAACAAGGUAGAUUCCGGCAUGUCGAUCAGCGGUCUGACCCUUUUGAGCGAAGACCGGGCUGAUGGAAAAAGAGUCAAUUCAGGACUUGAAGAGUCAAUUCACCUGAGGCUGGACCUUGGAGACGGUGUGUACGUUAAGCCGCUUAACUAUGGGACUUUCUCUCGCUGGAGCGCAGUUAGAGAGCUGAUGGUGGACAUGAAAAAAGACGGCAUCAUCGUCGAAGAUCUGUGGGAUGAAGCCGAGGGGAUGAGAGUCUGCGGUAGUGACUGGGAUGCUCGUGUACGCCCAGGCUGGAACCUGCAGAUGCGAUGCCAAAAAGUGGAGGCGUCUCUGGAGGAGAGUGGGUCUGAAUAUGAUAGCGACAGCGAAGAUACCGAGGAUGAGGGCGAGGCCUGGAUCGUCGAUGUGAUCGACCAGUAUCAAGAAGAGUGGUGCCUUCCAAGGUGGAGAGACAGAGUCGAGCAAGAUGUGUCGACAAGAAAGCGUGCAGAAGAACCGUCCUUGAUGGCGCUUGGCCUAGGCUGCGUAUCGAUUGUCUUCUUCAUUGUGGCGAUUGUUGUAUACACAGCCUGAUCCCGGAUCGUGUAAAGUUGGAGUCUGCGAGGAAGUCAGCACGAGGAGAGACGAGAGACGAGACGAGACGAAUGU
Molecule: messenger RNA, 1070 nt
Organism: Didymella exigua CBS 183.55
Lineage: Eukaryota; Fungi; Ascomycota; Dothideomycetes; Pleosporales; Didymellaceae
Exons: 1
Coding region: 306-995 (229 amino acids)
Source: RefSeq, a predicted model, not a curated record